AUGGGCUCAAAUGCUCCGCCGCCGAAGCAUCCGGCCAUGUCGGCCACUGCCAUGCCGGCUGCUGCUGACUCGGAUCCUGCAGCACUUACCCGCUCAACUGCUGCCUCGGCCACCAUCACCAACACCAACACCAACACCAACACCGCUUCGGGCGGUGUGACUCCCGCUCCGGCCGGGCAACAGCCUGAGGCAUUAGGCUCGGCAAAUCACGCAACAAUGCCCACUUCGCUCUCGAGCAGUGACCCCGGCCGGUCUCAAGCCCCCCUCCUGUCGACAGCUGGUGCAUUUGCCCCGCCUGCUGACGCCCUCCCCGCCCCCGCGUCCUCGACCCCAGCCCCGAGCUUCCCCGGCCUGCCGGCCAACUUCCCCAACGCCUUUGAUCCGUACCACAUGCAUCUCCUCUCGCAGCGGUAUCCUCAACCAUUGGGUGCUGGAUUGCCCAUGUUUCCGACUGUGGUGUCUGAUCCUGGCACUGGAGGCUACAAUGUGGCUCUGGCCAGCCUGGCUGGUCUUGGCGCCGGAACGCUGCCGUCUUCCUCCUCGACAGCCAACUCUGCCCUUUUGCACCCCUUUUAUCUUCAUCAGCACCAGCAACAGGCCCAACAAGUCCAUGCUCAGCAGCAGCAGCAGCAGCAGCAGCAACAACAGCAACAACAGCAACAACAGCAGCAGCAGCAGCAGCAGCAGCAGCAGCAGCAGCAGCAGCAGCAGCAGCAACAGUUGUUCCAGCAACAGCAAAACACGAAGCAGCAGGCACAGCAGCAAGCACAGCAACAAGCACAGCAGCGUGCCGGGGUACCUCAGGCACCAGGGACUGGCGCUGUUCGUUCGCCUCCUUUCUUUUUGGCUGAUCCUCCCCAGCCGCUGGGGCAUUUGUUCGUCCCGAUUGCCGCUGGUAGGCCGCCGAUCCCCACCGCAGCACUUGGCCGCCCCCCUGCUGCAGGGUCCAGUCCGAUUGGACCUCACGGCGGGGACGCAUCUUUUUUGUCUGAACCCCCUCAGACGCCCAGCACCCCAAGCAGUGCCAGCACCAGUACAAGCGCCAAUAGCGCGUCCUCUUCCGCUGGUGCUUCUGGGCACUCACACUGUCAGUGCAAGAAUAUCCCCUGCCUGAAGCUGUACUGCGAGUGCUUCGCCCGGGGUGUCCUCUGCCGGCCGGCCUGCACUUGCUCCUCCAUUUGUCGGAACAACCACCACCAUGAGCGGGAUCGUCUCGAGGCCGUAUACUCGGUGCUUGACCGCAACCCGCACGCCUUCAAAUCCAAGGAUGAGACCCGCCCACAUCGUGGCUGCAAAUGCAGACGCACACAAUGCCGGAACCGGUAUUGCGAGUGCGCUCAGCUCGGCGUCCGAUGCUCUCCCCUCGUGUGCCGGUGCAUUGAUUGCCACAAUGGCAAGUGUGAUUCCCAUUUUGAUGCUGCCGCUACUGGUGGCAGUACCCCUGUCACUUUGGCAAGCGGCUGGGUGGAUGAGGGGGCUUCCGCAGCACAGGAGCUCCGAGAUCGCAUGGCUCAGCCAGCCGCCUCCUCAAGUGACUUCGCCCCUGGCUCAGAGCCCUCGACACCCAGUACUCGCGAUGUGACUGACGUGGCCACUCCAGCCGCGACCGGUACCAUGGCGCCCCCAGGCUCAGGCUCCGGCAGUGGGGUGGUCACCGCUCGGGACUACUCGCCAGCCACAAUGCGCGAAUAUCGCAAUCCCUCCCAUUCGGUUGCCUCCCGCAAGCGGAGACAACAUGCCAUUGCUCUUCUCUCAUCGAAGCAGGCGCUCUUGAAAGAUCGCGCCCUCUUUUCAUCCAUCCUCUCAGAAGGCACUCUCCAGGAGGCCGUUCGCACGCUGGUCGAUUGCGCCGCGCAUCCCCUGGCUGUCCGUGCCGCCACGGGAAUGCCUUUCACAGAACAACCCACCCCGGCCGAGGGGACUGUGGCCCGAGGUGAUAUGGCCGGCACCAUGGAGGAUGUCUCCACCUCGGAGGUUGCCGGCUCCACUGUCACUGACAACCCGGCUGGAGACACCCGCUCUGUCGCGCGCAAACGCUCAGCCGAUGCGUGGCCCCCGGGGACUUUCGCUCCGAAGCGGCGACGUCACUUGAUCCCGGUCUCGGAGUCCCUCAAGUCGGCUCCCGCCUCUGUGACCGAAGUCUCCGCCACCAUGGCCCCACUCAAGCCCGAGGAUGGGGCUCUCAAAACCGAGUCGCUGUCUGAUGGCGGGAGGCCUGCAACUCCGAUUGCAGCUCCGCCUGUGGCUCUGACCUCACCUCCUAUUGGCUCCUUGGCAAACCGCGGCGACCCUCUGGCAACAGCAAGUGCCCUUGUGACGGCCGAGCUGCAUGAGCUCAGUCAGCUGGCGGCUCGCUCUGCCGAAGACCAGGCCAUCGAUGCCACGGUCGCCUACAACACCCUGACCGAACUCACGCACAUCCUAAAUCGUGUGUGUGAUACCGUCAUCGGGCUCAAGCCUCCAACCAAACCUGCACGUGGCGGUAUCCGAGCUGCUGCAGCUGCUGCUGCUGCCGCUGAGGCUGCUGCCGCAUCUCUAUCAGCCCUGUCUUCUCGCGCCCCCUCCUUGUGAUGUGCGCGCGCGUCCCUCUGCGGCAAAUAGACCUCCCUUCCCAUA
Messenger RNA from Fonticula alba, 2616 nucleotides. RefSeq lists its product as hypothetical. NCBI's taxonomy places the organism in Eukaryota, Rotosphaerida, Fonticulaceae. Gene Ontology annotation, cellular component: nucleus. The coding region runs from base 1 to 2571 and encodes 856 amino acids. Gene Ontology annotation, biological process: regulation of DNA-templated transcription. The transcript has 7 exons. The record is from RefSeq and is a predicted model, not a curated record.